Molecule: messenger RNA, 2631 nt
Organism: Cucurbita pepo subsp. pepo (vegetable marrow)
Lineage: Eukaryota; Viridiplantae; Streptophyta; Magnoliopsida; Cucurbitales; Cucurbitaceae
Source: RefSeq, a predicted model, not a curated record
ACGAGUUGCUCGGAACCAGAGAAACUUGGCCGCUAUGUCUCCUUAUGGAAGAAUCACAUCGGUUUCUCAGCACAUUUGUGAGUUCUUGCACUAAUCAAUCACACACACCUAACAAUUAAACCAUUCCAUUCCCACUUUUCCACUGUUCAAUCGCUUCCCCAUUUGGUGAUUUCCGCCCAUUCUCCACUCUAGUUGGCGUCUUCUUUAGUCGCUCAAACCCCACGAUCUGUCCACUUCUCACCCCCUCAAACCAACAUUAAAUUUCUGAAAAUACCCAUUUCAGAAACUCCACCUUUUUCAAUGGAAUUUUGUUGCUACACGACCUUCUUUUGUAUCACCAUUUUUUCUUUCUGGGUCUGCAGCAACCUGAGCUAAUGGGUCCCUUUUUCAAUUGAUCAUUUCUGGUUUCUUCCAUUUUGGCUUCCUUCAUCCUUUUCUCCCUGUUCUGUUACUUCUAUUUCCUGUCUCGGAGUUGGGUUUGGCUACAAUUUUUAGUUGGGUUUAAGGCUUUUGGAAGCAGAUUGAAAGUGGGGUUUGCCCAAAAAAGAAAAAAAAAAAUGCUGGGGGAGGAUGCGAGAACAGGGCACACCCGCUCUAAAAGAACUCUUUUGUCUUUGCUCUACGCAUAUGGCAGCUCGCUCGACAAGAAAGCAGUUCAAGAUGAUCCAUUACAUAAUUCUCUCCAAUUAUCCAACAUUGUAAACAUGGAUAUGGAUCAGGUGAAAGAAGUUGAAAAUAAGAAAAACUUGUCACCAAAGAUGGAAGUUCAUAGUUCUUUGAAGAAUGAGAUUAUUCAACUCGAGAAGCGAUUGCAAGACCAGUUCAAGCUCCGUUCGGCGUUAGAAAAAGCAUUGAAUCAUGGAGUUCUUCCCUAUAGUAACUCAGACAAAAUCUCAAUGCCAAAGUCAGCCAUGGAGUUAAUCACGGAGAUCGCGACGUUAGAACUAGAAGUUGUGCAUUUAGAACAAUAUCUUCUUUCUUUAUACCGAAAAGCAUUCGAGGGACAAUCAUCUUCUGUAUCCCCUGCUAAGGACGAGAUGUCGAAAUUGCCUUCGACCCCUAAAGGCCGAUCAAUGGUAGUUCCCCUACCUGAUAUUGCCUCCAAAGAUGAAAACUCAGCAGCCCUUUCUGGUUGUCAGUCACUUGAAAAUCCAAGCAAGGAUUGCAGUGAUAGAGAUGGAAAACUUUCGGGUUCCAAUUUUUAUCGUUCUCAAUCAUCACUGACGACAUCGAACGCAGCUUCUUUAGAUAAAGCGUCCGCUUCGGUAGUGUCAUUGGAUAGAACUCUGCGCGCCUGUCAUUCCCAACCAGUGUCCAUGAUGGAGUAUGCACAAAAUGUUUCCUCCAAUAUAAUCAGUCUUGCCGAGCAUCUUGGAACUUGCAUUUCCGACCACGUUCCCGAGACUCCUAAUCGGCUUUCGGAAGACAUGAUCAAGUGCAUAUCAGCUAUAUAUUGCAAAUUAGCAGAACCAUCUCUGUCAAAUCAUGGACUUUCAUCUCCCAUGUCUUCUUUGUCAUCAAUCAGUGAAUUUUCUCCAGGAGAGCAGUAUGCUAUGUGCAGCCCGGGGUUCCGAAACAACUCAUCCUUCGAUCGAUUGGAUAAUCCUUUUCUCGUGGAAGGUCUUAAAGAUUUUAGCGGGCCAUACAGUACCAUGAUUGAGAUAUCACGGAUUUGUGGCGACCCUCAGAAGCUACAUGAUGUCAAGAGUUUGCUCGAAAACUUCAGGUUGCUUAUCUCGCGUUUAGAGAAAGUUGAUUUGAGGAAGCUGAAGUACGAGGAAAAGUUGGCUUUCUGGAUAAAUAUUCACAAUUCACUUGUGAUGCAUACGUAUUUGGCUUACGGGGUACCCCAAAACAAUAUCAAGAGAGCCUUCUUACUCUUGAAGUCUGCUUAUAAUAUUGGAGGUCAUACAAUUAGUGUAGACACAAUACAAAGUUGUAUUCUUGGCUGUCGGAUGCCUCGUCCUUGGCAGUGGCUUCGGCUUUUGCUUCCUUCACGGACGAAAUUGAAGAUUGGAGAUGAACGCCAAGCAUAUAUGAUCGAUCGUCCGGAACCCCGUUUACAUUUUUCACUUUGCUACGGCAGCCACUCCGAUCCUGCGGUUCGAGUUUACACACCGAAAAGAAUGUUUCAAGAACUGGAAUCUGCAAAAGACGACUACAUUCGAGCCAACUUCGGCGUACGAAAGGAUCAAAAGAUUCUUCUUCCAAAGAUCGUCGAGUCAUUCGCAAAGGACUCCGGACUGUGUUCAUCUGGCUUAAUGGAGAUGAUUCUCAAGAGCUUGCCUGAAUCUCUGAGAAAGAGCGUGAAACGAGCACAGCUCGGGAAUCCUCGGAAGAAUGUCGAAUGGAUAGCUCCAAGUUAUACUUUCAGGUAUCUAAUUUCUAAGGAGCUGACGACUUAAUUUGCUUGGUUGCAUUGUUUUUAGGGAUCAACUCAGAUGCUAAAAAUUUUGCGCAUUGGAUUUGAUUUCUCAUUUGUACAUAUAGGAAGCAUAAGCUAAGGCAUCUGAGCUUGAAAUUGAAAUGUCUAUAUCUUCUUCCCUUCCAUGUUUUGAGCUUCACAUUGUUCAUCAAACCUGUGUCAUCAAUGUUGGAAUAGACUUGUAUAACUUCUUAAACCUUUAACAA